AUGAAGACCGAGAAUAUUCCACUGGGUGAUGACCCUUCGGCUAAGCCGAGCUCCGCAGGGCUGAAAAGGAAGCGCAGGCCGAGGGCGCCGAUCGCUUGUGGUACAUGUCGAGCUCGCAAGUUGAAGUGCGAUGGCAAUUCGCCAUGCUCCAACUGUGUCCGACACGAGUUCUCGUGCUCGUAUGGAGAGGCACAAAACGAGACACCGAGACAGGGGACCCCCUCUUAUGGGUCACUUGUAAGAAUCCAGCAGCCUUUGCAGCCUCAUCCCAUGCCUCAGCAGUUCCAGCCUGUGUGCCAACCGCAGUCCAUGCCUCAACCGCGGGUAUUUCUCCCUGAGUGUCUUCAUCCGUCGCCGGCCAGCUCAGACGAUCCCAUCAAGCAUGAGCCUUCAACUUAUUUGAGCCUGCAAGAGCAUGGACAUCGCGAGAGAGGCUCGACCCCUUCCUCAGAACAGGAAGUGGACGGGCUCGGCCAGGUAAACGAGCACACCGAGGGUGCCGAGUUCUACGGCCCGACGGGAACCUUUUACUUCCUGGCCCGGCUGCGCUCCCGGGCCAACACGCAGAAGCAGCCGGAAGUCGGCGUCAAAAGGAGCCAGAGCUCCAUCGUGAACCUGCUGCACAGCUCAGACUACUCGACGCCCCCGGACUCGCGGGUCCUCGGCCAGAGCCCGUACGGCAAGGGAAGCCCGCAGAGCACUGUAGCGAGGAGGGAGUCGCUCCAGCAGGGCGUCUUUGGCGGCGCCGAAGCGCUCCUGAGUGCCGCGGACGCGUCGCUGGCCACGGACAUGGAGCGCGAGUGCGCUCGGCUCUACUUCCAGAACCUCCACAACAUCCACCCGAUCCUGGAGCAGACGGCGUUCCUCCAGCGGUGCGAGGACGAGAUCUGGUCGAGGCCGUUGAGGCCGGACAUUCUGAUGUGCUCCCAGAUGCGCCGAGAGGCCAGGUUCCUCGCCCUCUACAACGUGGUCGUUGCCAUUGGGGCCAUCACAGCCGGCGAGGCGUCGCUGCUCAUGGAGGACCACACCCGGGAGUUCCUGGACCGGACAAGACAGCAGCCGGGCGAGGACGACUCGUUGUACCCGCCCAUCCGCCUGGCCAGGAGGUUCUUUGAGAGAUCGAGGCUCCAUCUGGAAGACAUUUGCGAGUCGAGUUCCCUUGAGACUGCUCAGACUUUGUUCCUCAUGUCCGUCUUUGGCCAGAAUGCACUGAAACCACAUAGCUGUUACAUGUAUAGCGGCAUGGCCAUCAGAACAGCCUCUGCCAUGGGAAUCCCAAACAACAUUCGCUCAGAAACAAGCCCGGAGAGCCUGCUGUGGUGGACCCAGCACUUCCCCAACUCUGCCUGCUGUCUCAUUAACCCCAUGGUCGACCUGGCCAAGAUUCUGAUGUGGAUGACGGACAACCUGAGCGUGCACAGCAACCACAUGUCGCUGCAGCGCCUCUCGCAGACGGCGCUGAGCCUGGACCGGGACCUCGACGAUUGGCGGUCCGGCCUCCCGCGACAGCUACGGUUCGACAUGUCGUCGUUGGAAGACAGCGAGUUUGCCAUGAAGCAGAAGACCGUCCUCAAACUACGGUUUUUGAACGCGAGAAUCCUGCUCCACCGGCAGUUCAUAAUCGCAAAGUCUCUAGAAGCAGACCGAAACACGAUAUCGCGGCACGUCACGUCCUGCGUCAAGGCCGCCACCGAGACCAUCAAAUUCAUGCACACAAGUUACCUCCACAGGCCGUAUUUCAGAACAUGGUGGUACAACUGCAUGUACCUGCUGGACGCCUGCAUGGUGCUCCUCCACGUCCUCAUCUCCAACAUCUGCCCCAUCCCCGCAGACGAGGUGAUGGAGAACAUCGAGCUCAGCCUCGACAUCUUCAAGUCGAUGAAGAUGCUCGCCGUGGCGAGGCGGUGCGCCGACAUCGUCAAGGAGCUGCUGCACGUCGGCGCGAGAACGCACUCGGGGCCGCAGCAGCGAUGCGGCAGUGCGGCGGCGGAGGCCGGGCCCGUGACGAAGGCGCCGGACGGAAGCGAAGGCGACGGCGACGGCGGCGGCGGCGGCGGUCUGGCCGCGUACGCGACGCCCGCCUUCACGUCGUCAGAGGGUGCGGGGUUCCCGGUCGGGGCUGUCGAGUUUGGCGACGCCCUCAUGAUCCCGGGCGACUUGGACGCCAACCUCGUCGACCCGAACGUCGUGUGGAACUUUUUGAACUUUGAGCAUUGGAACGCGUGGUCCGACGCGGGUUUCAAGUAA
Molecule: messenger RNA, 2247 nt
Organism: Colletotrichum graminicola M1.001
Lineage: Eukaryota; Fungi; Ascomycota; Sordariomycetes; Glomerellales; Glomerellaceae
Exons: 8
Coding region: 1-2247 (748 amino acids)
Biological process (GO): DNA-templated transcription; positive regulation of transcription from RNA polymerase II promoter by galactose
Cellular component (GO): nucleus
Molecular function (GO): zinc ion binding; RNA polymerase II cis-regulatory region sequence-specific DNA binding; DNA-binding transcription factor activity, RNA polymerase II-specific
Source: RefSeq, a predicted model, not a curated record